Molecule: messenger RNA, 684 nt
Organism: Fonsecaea nubica
Lineage: Eukaryota; Fungi; Ascomycota; Eurotiomycetes; Chaetothyriales; Herpotrichiellaceae
Exons: 1
Coding region: 1-684 (227 amino acids)
Source: RefSeq, a predicted model, not a curated record
AUGGUCGUGGUGCACUUGACAGACGACGGUCGAGGUAUUGUCGAGAGAGCACCGACUGUCUCUGUGACAGUGCAUGAGCUGCAGGUGCCACUGAUCCCGAUCCCGACAAGUCUAUUGGAUGGCGAGGUACGCAACACCCGUCCCUUGACCUCUUUGAAUUCUCUCUAUCAAGCCAUGCGCUGUUGGAACCCCCAAGUAUUUUCAGCCUCGGUGGCGGAUGAAGCUCUCGAGGUGUGUUCAAACCGAUAUUUUGGCUUGAGGAUUGUGUAUGAAUGGAUCUCGCACCGUUUCGACAAGGCCACUCCCACCAUUACAUUUCCACGAGCAGACUGUGAUGCCUUUACCGUCGACCUCCUCGCCGGAAUCUCUUUCACAACAGCGACGUAUCCAAGCGAUGAUGCUCGACACAGGAGAACACGUCGAUCGCGUCGGGCGGCGCAAGUUAUGGCUGGGCGCCACAGUGGGCAUGCUAGUGUGCUAUGCCGUAUGGACAGCUCUCUCCGCCCGGUUCUGACGGUCGACGACACAAAUAUGACCGAAAGCCCGCCGACCGCGAAGCAGGCCACCAUUAAUCCGGCGGUGGUGGGGAAACGUAAGAGCCAGCAGUCCCAGUCCGAGGAUGACAACUUCUACGGCCCUGCCACUGUUGGUGGUGCUGGAAGCCCCUCUAAGGCAAGGCGUUGA